CACGAAUGGAGUGGUUCGUAAAUAAUGCAACACCGCCCCGGUGAAAGCCUUGGUUUCUGGGGCUAGCUGCUAACUAGCGCGGAAGCUAGCAUGCAACGCUAAUUGCAGGCAGCUGGCUAAUUGGCCAAUGCUACAAAGUAUGAAAACCUCGAGUCUCCCAUGCAUUCUAGCUCCGUCUCUCUUUAUUUGCCUCUCCUGGUGUAGUUUACCAACAUGUUCGUAGACCUUUCGAUGUAAACCAACGUUGGCGUGCUAGCUAAGUUAAAGCUCCACCAGAGUUAGCUUCAGCAGUGCUGCACAGCUCGUAAAUACAACCUCAGGUACACCGUUCAUCACGUAACGUUAACCAUGUUACGUUACAGACAACUGCUGUACUGUAUGUGGGCUCGAGCCUCUUGGAAUACUUCAGGUUAGGUGUUUUACUGUGCAGGGCCUCGAAAGAAACUGUCCCUUGUUUGUUUUCUUGUAUCUACAACCAUUCAGUAAUACUGCAACUUCCAUAUCUUCUACACACAUUGAUAUGCUUCAUGUUACACUGUGUAGGUGAUACUUGUUGGGUCUAUUCUUUAACCCACUCUCUUUGCCUGUUCUGCAGCUGUCGGGACAGUUUUCUCAGCGUCUGUUCAGGAAGCUGCCGCCUCGAGUUUGUGUCCCAUUAAAGAACAUUGUCAGCGAGGAGUUCCUGAGAGCAGGGUCAGUGUGUGUGUGUGUGUGUGUUUGAUGCACUGUCUGAAUGUCUGAAUAUGAUCCUGCUAUCCCAAGUGUAACAUCUGUAAACCUCAUUGUGAGGAGCUCAUUAGGAUCAUUUAACAGAAUGAGUAUAGCUGAAUAUUAUCACAUUGAUUAAGAAACUGUGACGUCAUGGUCGAUACCUGGGCUGCAUAAUGAGACAUGUCUUUCUUGGCUUCACCAAAUGCGGCCGCUACAUUCUGUCCUACACCAGCGACUGUGGAGAAGAUGAUGAUUUCUCUUUUUAUACCUACCAUCUGUAUUGGUGGGAGUUCAACCUGCACAGUAGACUCAAACAGGUCCAUCACGUGCGUCUGUUUGCAGGCGAGGAAAUCUACAGCGACCUGUACCUGACUGUGUGUGAGUGGCCAAAUGACCACUCCAAAAUUGUCAUCUUUGGCUUCAACACACGCAGUUCAAGCUCCGUUCUGAUGAACUUAAUGAUGAGUGAUGAAAACAACAGAGACAUCUACAUCACUGUCGCCUCCAUGCCUCCUCCUAAACCUUGCACUUACUGCUGCCCUGUUCCUUCAGCCACCACCAUACGCACAGGAAGUGGGGAGUGUCUGGAGCAUGGCUAUGUACUCAACAGCAGGUACCAGGUGGUGUACCCGUUCCCCACUUUCCAGCCAGCGUUCCAGCUGAAGAAGGACCAGGUCAUCCUGUUGAACACCAGCUACUCUCUGGUGGCCUGCGGCAUCUCACUCUGCCCAGGUAAGCAGGGUCAGUCAUCGCAGAUCCUUUACACAAAGAGAGCAGCUCUGUCGAGUCAAGCCUCCACACCUUCCUCCCCAUCCGUGGCUUCUUCUUCCCCAUUACCUCAGGGACCCCCCGAAAGCCAACUGCCACCUAGCAAACCUGCUUCAAUUCCCUCAUCUCCAAGCCAAUCACAAGCAGCAGUGCGAGCCCGGGAGUUUGCAGCUGAUCUCUUCAGGCGGGCACAGGGAGGAGGAGGAGGAGGAGGAGGGGGGGGGGAAGAAAAGGAAGGCCAGGCAGAAAGGAGACCAGUUGAUGGUGGUGAAAAAGAGGCAGAGCAGACACCAGGAGACAAAGGGAUAAAUGUAGAGAGGAGGGGAGAGGAGGAGGAGGAUUGUCGAGAGAGGAGGGAUGAGGAGAGACGGACUAGUUUACCACAAGCGGCAACGUCAGGUGGAAGCCACAGUUUGCCACAGUGCUCUGAACAAGUGAUGUCUCCUGCCUCCUGCUCCUCAUGCCCUUCAUCCCCUCCGACCCCAUCCUCAUCCCAGGAGGUCGGCCCCAGCGAGCCCGGAUAUGUCAACUAUUCACGUCUGCACUAUCGCCUUCAACAGCCGGGGGCAACAGAGCAGAAUGCCGGCGGUGAAGGAGGUUAUGAGGACGAUAAAGUUCAGCUGCCUUUCACAGUCACUGACCUUAAAGGCCGGAACCUGCAGCUGGUCACUGGGCCACACAAUGGACAGAGUGUGUGCGUGGAGCAGCUGACUCUAGACUUUGAGUAUCUUAUCAAUGAGGUGAUCAGGAGCGACGCUGCCUGGGCCCCUCAGUUCUGCUCCUUCAGCGACUAUGAUGUUGUGAUAUUAGAGGUGUGUCCUGAAACCAACACUGUGAUGAUCAACAUUGGUCUGCUGUUACUGGCCUUCUCCAACUUGGAUGAGGAGCACUGCAGGCCCAACACGUAUCACUCCAACCUGCAGGUCAGCUGGGACCUUAACACAGGUGUGUGUUGCACCGUGGGUGUAGGGGACCUUACAGAGGUCAAAGGUCAGACCAGUGGGAGUGUGUGGAGCUCUUACAGGAAGUCCUGUGUGAACACAGUGAUGAAGUGGUUGGUUCCCGAGAGCAGCUCCCGUUACAUCAAUCGCAUGACCAACGAAGCCCUCCACAAAGGCUCGUCCCUGCAAGUGUUGGCCGAUAGUGACCGAUGCACCUGGAUUGUAUUGUGAAGAAAGAAGAAGUGUCAAAGCAACAGACACCGAAGCAAACACACGGAUACACGUGGACACGGCCUCGUCGUCGGCACAGAGCUCCACCUUAAUCUGAGCACACGGUCAGCAACUGAGCUUUGGCAACAUGAAGCUCCAACACGUGUCAAAAUGAAACCAAACAAGGAACGCUAGAGAUGCUCUAAAGAUGAAGUCUUUGGGUGGUCUGUGUUUAAUUUUACUUUUAGUUUUUGUAUGUGUGUUCUGCAUUAUUGCAACCACCAAAACGAAGCGCUGGACUGAACGAAUAUCUUUUUUUUUUUUUUAACUUUAGUUUUUUUUAUAAAGCCGUACUGUUAUUGUAGUGCGAGUGUUUCUUUUGUGUGUAUCUGUAACUGAACAUAUGCAAUAUCUGCACCUGUGUGAUGAUCACCAAGAGGAUUUCAUCCAGAGUGUGUGUGUGUGUGUGUGUGUGUGUGUGUGUGUGUGUGUGUGUGUGUGUGUGUGUGUGUGUGUGUGUGUGUGUGUAACAUUUGACAGAUUCUGCUGCUUCUGAACAAGUUGUUUUCUUGCCUGUUCUGGACCCGUUCAGUCUAGCUGUGUUGGUUCAAGACUACAGUAUUUAAAAUGAGAGAAACUGAAUCCAGUACCGGUCACUUGACUCUUUCCGAUCUUUUUUUAAACCUACGUCAUGGAGGUGGAGGGAUGUUGGGGUGGGGGGGGGGGUUACAUGCUGUAUGUUUUCUGGCAUGGAAGUACGACGAGGUUCUAUUGGGAUAUUUUGUGAAAAUAAAACAUUCAAAGUUUCUUUGUGAGUCUGUUGAUGACGAUGUGAACGUUGCAUCAUGGGGCUUGAAUCCCUCUGUACUGGCUUGCAGGUCUAGUUUUUACUUAAUUUCUCAGGAAUUACUGGAUUGUUUGAUCUCAAGUCACUCAAAUAUAAGGAAAACUAAUCUGUUCUUUUCUUGAACUAGUUACAACUGAUCGUGAUAAUAGUGCAAAUGUUCUGGAGGAGUUUUCUAAAGUUUGUAAAGAAUAACCCUAAUGACCUCAUCAAGGAACUCCCACCUGUACUUAAGGUUGGAGUGAUUCGAAUUUGGCGAUCAUGGGUCAUUGUGACCUCACACAACAUGGUUUUUGACCCUAACUCAAGAAUUCACACCUUAAUUAUGACAAUUUCACACAUGUCUAAUAGGAUCAAAUGUUGAAGCGAAGACAUUUUGGACAGAUGGAUGUUAACUGCGACA
Anarrhichthys ocellatus (wolf-eel) is the source of this 3877-nucleotide messenger RNA. RefSeq names its product DDB1 and CUL4 associated factor 15 (gene dcaf15). Bases 885 to 2651 code for a protein of 588 amino acids. Gene Ontology annotation, cellular component: Cul4-RING E3 ubiquitin ligase complex. Gene Ontology annotation, biological process: protein ubiquitination. The transcript has 12 exons. Lineage: Eukaryota; Metazoa; Chordata; Actinopteri; Perciformes; Anarhichadidae. The record is from RefSeq and is a predicted model, not a curated record.